Molecule: messenger RNA, 2173 nt
Organism: Clarias gariepinus (North African catfish)
Lineage: Eukaryota; Metazoa; Chordata; Actinopteri; Siluriformes; Clariidae
Gene: snap29
Product: synaptosome associated protein 29
Exons: 7
Coding region: 287-1060 (257 amino acids)
Biological process (GO): synaptic vesicle fusion to presynaptic active zone membrane; exocytosis; synaptic vesicle priming
Cellular component (GO): SNARE complex; plasma membrane
Molecular function (GO): SNAP receptor activity; syntaxin binding
Source: RefSeq, a predicted model, not a curated record
UAGUAGCCUGUUUCCUAUUCGGAUGUCGGAAAAUCACGAGUUGCGAGCGAAUGUUUCGAACAUACCUUUUGACGUCAACACCAAGACAAGAAGUAUGGAGCUCGAAAUGCUAAAGCAGACUAGCUGUAGCAGGUUUCCUAGUCGGAAGUCGGAAUAAUCACGAGUUGCGAGCAAAUGUUUCGAAGAUAUCUUUUGACGUCAACACCAAGACAAGAAGUAUUUUGGACAGGCAGCACUACUGUGAGAACGGGCCUCCACAUAUUCACAACCUUGCCUGAAGUUAGUAAUGUAUCCAAACUUCCACAACCCGUUUUCAGAUGAUGAUAGAGAGCAUGCCACACCAGCAACAAGCGGCUUUAACUUCAGCGAUGGUGGGGAAGAAGAAAGCACAAUAAACCCUGUAGCGCGACGACAGAGGCAGCUGGAACAAGAGGUGAUGCGCACUGCUCAAUCUGCCAUAGACAGCAGCAACCGCUCUCUUGGUCACAUUUAUGAUUGUGAGAAAAUUGGGACAGAGACAGCAGAGGAGUUGAUUCGGCAGGGUGAGGCCUUGAAAAGAACAGAGCGAAUGGUUGAUAACAUGGGACAAGACAUGAAAACUAGUCAAAAGCACAUAAACUCAAUUAGGAGUGUAUGGGGAGGUUUAGUUAACUACUUCAAAGGAAAUUCUGAGCCAAGGCCUCCACAGAAGGAACCACCUCCAGUCUAUAAGGCCAGUAAAAGAUUGCAGAAUUCUCUGACAGAAAGUAAGGAACAUGAAGGUAAAUAUGAGGCCAGCCAUCCCAACCUCAGGAAACUAGACACAUCUGGGUUUGAAGUUUCCUUUGAUAAUAAAGCAUCUAAAAAUGGAAAGAAUGGACAUUUGAAAGCUGCCCAUCAGCAUCUGGACUCCAACUUAGAUGAGAUGUCCAAGGGUCUGAGUCGACUGAAGAAUUUGGGCCUGGGUUUGCAGGCAGAGAUCGAUGACCAGGAUGUCACACUGGACACUCUGCUUAAUAAAGUGGACUCUAUGGAGGGCAAGAUAAACUCCACAAACCACCAACUCAAGAAUCUGAAAUGAGUUCUUGGAUAUUAUUUGACUAUUAUUUGACUUGAUUAAGUUUCAUUCUUACCAAUUUAAAUAAUAAGUCUUAGCAUAGAUGGUUUGAUUUUUUUUUUUUUUUCAGAAAAGACACAAUGUACACAACUUCACAUAAUGUACAGUAAAUAGAUUGUCACAGAAUAAGAAAAUGUGAAUAACUUAAUUUGGACAAAAAUGUCAGACAAAAUCAUAUAAUCCCAAGGUGACCAUUUGUUAAAUAUAAAAUAAAUGUAACAUUAACACUAUGUAAAACAAUAAAAACAAGAGGCCCCUUUAAAUAAGAUUUAAAUUGCAUUUUGUUUUGCAUUUAAUACAAUGUUUAAAUGAUUUUUAUAUAGAAAUCCUCUAUACAAAUCUUAUAAUAGCCACAUGAAAUUAAACAUUCCCUAUCUAAUAUUUUAACUAUUAGUUAUUUAACUAUUACUAUUUAAUUUCCUUCAAAAUUACAUGAAAAACAAAAACGCUAUAACUUUUUAAAAUAUUUUAUUAAAUUAAAUGUGGGGUAAAAAAAACUGUUGUAUUCGUGUCCAUCAAUCUGAUCUACAGUAUGCUGGAGAAACUCCCAGGUGGGAAGACAUUGCUUUGUGUAGUUAGCAUCAAAAAUAAAUUUUAAAACAAACAUUAACAGCCUCCACCUGUAUCAAUUGCAUUGCCUCCAACAUUAGGAAAGGUCUGUCAGGUUCCUCUUGUCUCAUUUCCGAGGCACAAAACGUGGAGCAAUGGUUCAGUCAUCUCUGUAUUUUGCAGAUAUCAUUUCCAUCAUUUACAUUUGGGCAUUUGGCAGAUGCUCUUAUCCAGAGCGACUUACAUUUUUAUCUCAUUACACAUCUGAGCAGUUGAGCAUUAAGGGCCUUGCUCAAGGGCCCAACAGUGGAAACCUGGUGGUUGUGGGGUUUGAACCUGGGUUCUUCCGAACCGUAGUCCAAUGCCUUAACCACUGAGCUACCCCUGGCAUCAUGUUGGUCCCCACCUUUUAAAAUAAUUAACAUUUACGUAAAGCAUUUUUGUUAAGGACAUACAGCUAUGUAUUUAUUUUGUAUUUAAUGAAAAUGUUUUUUGUCAAUACACAAAAAUACAUAAUGUGAACAUGAA